Arabis nemorensis is the source of this 1641-nucleotide messenger RNA. The record is from the annotation of a GenBank genome assembly. NCBI's taxonomy places the organism in Eukaryota, Viridiplantae, Streptophyta, Magnoliopsida, Brassicales, Brassicaceae.
AUGGGGCUUCCUCUGUUUGCAAUCAUUCAAAGAACAGUAGGAGUUGCAGUUACAUUAACACUUCUUCUAUUUAUCCUAACUAUAGUCCCUGCUUUAUAUUCUCUCCUUGCCUAUCCAAUCUUACCUAUAUCAGUCUCAUCCUCCGAGAUUGAUCUUCCCUCUCCACCAGAUCAUACGCAUCUCGGUCUGAAUUCUACAUCAAAUCAGAUUCCUUCACCUGUGAAUGGUCUCAUUACCGCUCCACCCGAUCAUACGCCUUCAGGACAUCGGAAGUCUUCAUCCGAUCGGAUUACUUCACCCAAAAAUAGUCCUGUUCCAGCUCAACCUGAUCAUACGCGUUUAAGAUAUCGAAAGUCUUCAUCCGAUCGGAUCUCUUCACCCGAGAAUAGUCUCGUUCCCGCUCCACCAGAUCAUAUGCCUUUAAGACAUCAGAAUUCUUCAUACCAUCAGAGUCCUUCACUCAAGAAUGGUCCCAUUCCCAGUCCACUCAAUCAUACGUCCUUAAGACAUUGGAGUUCUUCGUCCGAUCAGAUUUCAUCAUCUGAUGAUCAUUCACCCCCAGUCACCACAUCAACAUCAAGGACCCGGAUUGGAGAUGAAGAGCAAAGGUGUGAUCUUUUUACUGGAGAAUGGGUACCGAACGAAGAAGCUCCAUAUUACACCAACACGACAUGCUGGGCGAUACAUGAGCACCAGAACUGUAUGAAGUACGGAAGACCAGACACCGGGUUCAUGAGAUGGAGGUGGAAGCCAGAUGGCUGCGACCUCCCCAUCUUUGAUCCACAAGAGUUCUUGGAAAUUGUUAGAGGGAAAGCCAUGGGAUUUGUUGGUGAUUCCAUUAGCAGAAACCAAGUGCAAUCCCUCUUGUGCCUUCUCUCUAGGGUGGAAUAUCCUGAAGACAUUUCUCCUUCACCAGAUGCAGAUUACAAAGUAUGGAAUUACACAUCCUAUAACUUCACUCUUCAUGCCAUGUGGUCACCAUUUCUAGUGAAGUCUACUAAACCUGACCCUACAAAUCCAAAGUCCUACCUCUUCAGCUUAUACCUCGAUGAGUAUGACACCGAGUGGACCAGUCAGAUUGAUCAGCUCGAUUACUUGGUUAUAUCAUCUGGCCACUGGUUUUACCGGCCAGUUCUUUUCUAUGAAAACCAACAAAUAUCUGGGUGCCAAUACUGUGGGUUACCAAACACAACUGAGUUGCCUUUGUACUAUGGAUACAGGAAGGCUUUAAGAAUAUCUAUAAAAGCUUUACUCGAAAGUUUCAAGGGUCUGGCAAUUUUGAGGACUUUUUCUCCUCAACAUUUUGAAGGUGGGGCCUGGAAUGAAGGAGGGGACUGUGUAAGGACAAGACCUUACAGAAGAAACGAGACUAUAUCCGAAGGUCCAGAUCUCAAGCUUCACGACAUUCAACUGGAGGAAUUUAGAGCUGCAGAAGAAGAAGGCAGGAAGAAGGGUUUGAUACUGAGGGUUAUGGACACGACCCAGGCAAUGCUACUGCGACCAGAUGGGCAUCCUGGGAGAUACGGCCAUCUACAGAAUCCAGAGGUGACUUUGAGAAAUGACUGUAUCCAUUGGUGCCUGCCUGGACCUGUCGAUACUUGGAAUGAUAUUUUGCUACAAAUGAUGAAGACAGAGAAGUAG